Portunus trituberculatus (swimming crab) is the source of this 1822-nucleotide messenger RNA. RefSeq lists its product as uncharacterized. Bases 69 to 1034 code for a protein of 321 amino acids. The transcript is spliced from 7 exons. Lineage: Eukaryota; Metazoa; Arthropoda; Malacostraca; Decapoda; Portunidae. The record is from RefSeq and is a predicted model, not a curated record.
AAGUGGGCAUAUUCAAAGUUGCUUGUUUGAAACAUGCCGGGACAUGGCCUGAACUUUGGCUGUCUCGUAUGCAGGGGAUACUCCGUCUGAUGCUGGUCGCAGUUUGUUAUGAAUUGUCCACUGCAAGGCCAAGGCUGAAGACAGUGGGGAGGAUGACCAGUGAGUGGCCUCGAUCUGGCCUCCCUCAGACAGGACUCUUGGCCACCCUACUCCAACCCAAGGCUGGCUGUCCCUCACCCAGCAACCCCUUGCCACCACCUUGCUCAUUGGGACUGAGGUGUCCAGAAGGGAUGAACCCUCCACUGGAAGCUUCAGCACCUACAACAGAAGCAAGGAUCUUUUUCACACGUAGCAUCAAAAGAUUUGCUAAAGAAAAACUCUGGAAAGCAGAGCAGGCUUCAUGGAACAUGGUCACACAAGGCUCACAUGUCAGACACCACAGGCACCACAGACACCUGCACCAGAUUACAAGGUCACGCCAAGUUCAUCAAAGAUUUCCCAACGUGCCGAAGACCCAAAAUAUGCUGAGAAAAUUGAGGGGAGGAGCUUUCAGAACUAAACGCUCAGCCACCCAAGAUGCAACAGUGCAAUAUGCAGGAUCGAGGGAAGUCAAGUUUCGCAUGGAAGGACCCUAUGCUCUCUACCUCAUGCCCACCCCUGCAGGCAACUCUCUCAGACUGAGCACACAGCAUGCUAACCAUGCGUGUUUCCGAGUGCACAUGUUUAACAGCCUAGCAGACACUGGAGGAGGAAGUGUAGUGAUGCUGGAAGCUCACACAGGCAGCUACCUUCAGUCCAACACCUCUGGCUUCCUCUCUUUAGUGAACAGCGAGGCAGCGGCAGCCAAUGUGACACAAGUUGACAACAAGUUCUUCCACCUUAGUUCCUACACUGGUGACAACACUGUAAAAAUCAAGCACAUCAACACAGAUCUGCACCUUCAGGCAAGUGAGAAUGGAGUGUCCCUAGUUACCACUGAUCCUUUGGCAGCAGACGGAAUGCUCUUUUAUGAAUUCAGCUGCUCCAACACUUGAAACUUGCAGACAAGCUGACAGUGUUGGUGCCAAACUCACACACAAGACAGUACAGGUCAGCACUUGGUGUGAACAGAACCUGGCUGAUUCCUUAACAGCUUCAAAAUGCACACGCAUAGCUGGUUGCUAGUUCUCCAUGACCAAUUCUGGAAGAAGGUGUUGUGCAUCCCUCUCAGAUCAGCUGUUACCUAUAGUAAUAUUGGAAAGCAGAGGAAGAUGAGAGGAGGAGGAGGAGGAGGAGGAGAAAAAGAAGAAGAAAAAGAAGUAGGAGGAGGAGGACAAAGAGAAAGAGGAGGAGGAGGAGGAGGACAAAGAGAAGGAGGAGGAGGAGGAGGAGGAGGAGGAGGAGGAGGAGGAGGAGGAGGAGGAGGAGGAGGAGGAGGAGGAGGAAGAUGAUUAGGAGGAGGCAGUGGCAUAGAAGUCUGAUUCUCUUUUCUAAUCACAGUUGCAGGCCAGCAGAGCUUAGCCUCAAAGUACAAACUGAUCUCAUAAACCUAGCAGACAUAAUCUUGUGCACAAUUAUGUCUAGAGGAUGUGAUGAAUCUCCCUGGCACUUCCUCUAGGAGUGUCACUACUUGCACUGUUAAUAAUAUACAGUACUUGAGUCCAUUUAGUUACCUAGCAUAUAUCUUAAACAUUCCAAAUAGUAGCAAUUGACUGUAGUGAAGCUCAAAAGUGUAAUACUGCAACAAAAUUAUUUCUUUGUGGUUUUCUCUGGUUGUAAUUGACAUUGCUGACAUCUCAAAGUUUUUUGGAUCACUCUAUAAUAAAGACCUCCACUGAGCUAA